UUCUGCUGCGGAUAAAGUUCACUUCUGUUUAAGUUGACACACUUGACAGCGAACUAACAUGUGAUUUCUGUAUCAUAUUAAAACUGGAAUGAGUGGAUCUUCACCCAGCAGCGGCAGUGGCGAUGAAAAUUCGCCCCUGCAACGAAAUGACGACGAUAUCGGAGAGGAUUCGGAAGCCAAUGAUGACGGGAAUACAAAUGGAAAUAGUAGGAGAGUCAGGCGACCAGUGCAGUACUACUCCAUCAAUACACCCACCCAUGAUGCCAGUACAAUGGCAGUGGUCAGUCGAUACAAGUACUACUCCAGGCUGUCUCCACACAGAAACAGCAACUUCCAAAUGCCAGACCAUGUGGUACCACCCAACUUUUUCAGUGUGAUCUAUGUGACUGCUCGUGGUGAACAAAACAGCAUCAUCACCAUAUUUUCACUAUGGAAUACCAUGAUGGGAACAUCAAUUCUCAGUAUGCCAUGGGCCAUAAGACAGGCAGGAUUUGUGACUGGCAUUACAUUGCUGGUAUUGAUGGCAGGUCUCAUGUUAUACACAAGUUACCGCAUACUGACAGCAGUACAGGGCAUGUCAUCAGAUUCCAUGAGUGAAGCACUAGACUUUUCGGAUGUAUGUCGGCACUAUCUGGGUCGUUGGGCUCAGAUUCUGGCAGUUGUCUCAUCCCUCUUGACCCUGAUGGGUGGGGCCAUCGUCUACUGGAUACUCAUGUCCAACUUUCUCUACAACAUUGUCACCUUUAUCUACCAUAAAGCUACAAAUUCAGGUGCACACAAUUCUACAGAGAUUUCCAAAGAUUAUAUUUGUCCUCACCCACCUAUGGGGCAGAAUGGAUCUGUGUACCUUUCCCAUAAUGCUAGUAUUUACACGCCCCCCCACUUGAUGUGGGCGGAGUCAGCUAGCCACACCCAUGACUCCACCCUGGACCGUGUCUGGCAGGAGGAAUACACAGUGCCUCUCUUCCUCAUCGCCAUACUUUUCCCCCUCAUCAACUUCAAGUCACCUACUUUCUUCACAAAAUUUAACUCUUUAGGUACUAUUUCUGUGACAUACCUGGUGAUCUUUGUGGCCUACAAUGCCUCACAGUGGGGAUUUCAUCUUGAUCUCAGUGUUCCUGCUAGCAGUGACAAACAUAUACCAAUGUUCAAGGGUACAUUUGCAGCUCUAACGGGAGUUGCGGCUCUAGCCUACUUUGUACAGAAUUGUGUGAUAUCCAUUGUCAGAAACCAAAAACAUCCAGAAAAUAAUGUACGUGACCUGGUGAUAGCGUACAUAUUGGUGGGUCUGACAUACAUUUACAUGGGAGUUAUGUUCUAUUCCUCAUUCCCCAUGUCUAAGGACUGCAUAGAAGAUAAUCUUUUAAAUAACAUGGCAGACACAUAUGCACUGGCGUUUGUGGCACGGAUCGGAUUGUUUUUCCAGAUGAUGUGUGUGUUCCCACUGUUGUUGUAUAUCUUUCGGGUCCAGUUUUUACACACCGUGUUUGGAUCUGUAUGGCCAAGCCUCAAGCAUGUGCUUGGAUUGAACUUUUGUGUAGUGGCUGUCUGUGUUUUGUUCGCUAUGUUUCUUCCUCAUAUUGGAUCUAUUAUAGGAUUUGUGGGAGCGUUUUGCGGAUUGUCGUACGCGAUUGCCUUGCCGUGUCUGGUGUAUAUGGUGAUCCGUUACCAGCAGGACACACUGACCAUGCCAGUGAUAGCCUUCCACUCUUUUCUAAUACUCAUAGGACUGGCCAACUUUGUUGGACAAUUCAUCAUUCUUGGAAAGACAAGCUGAUUCUAAUUUGAGAACAUUUUAUUUAUUUGCCUUUAUUAUCCCAAAGGGAUGAUAAUAUAGGAAGUUGUUGGUAAGACCAACUGGUCUGUUCGCUGGACAGUCUUACUGCUUGUGUUACACCUAAAUGAAUGUUGGCUAUUUAGAAAAUCAGCUGGUUUGAUAUAAAACUCUAUAUGUCUUCUCUAGCCAAUGUAGGUAAAAGAAUUUUCAUGAAAUAUCUUAAAGUACAUGCAUAAGUUUAUAUUCUAAAAUAUAUUAAAAUUCAAAUAAUUAAUUUCAACGAUUUCCACAACAAUACAUUUUUUUUGUCUCUUCCUUAAAACUGGGUUGUCAAUGUUAAUACAGCUAUGGAAGGCAAUAUACCUGCAUUCUUGUAUGUACUUUAAAACUAGUUCAAACAUAAGCUGCAUGGAUUUUAAAAAGUAGGCUGUCCUGAAACCUGCCCCUUCAGUAACCUCACAGAUUGGCCCAGCUGCCAGCCACUGUUUUCAUGAUCAAAAUUGAGGGGAUUUCUCUGGUUCCCUCAAAAGUAUAUCCUGUUUUUUUCUAAUCUACUUGUCUAAUUACCAGGUAUAGUUUUAUACUGGGCCAGGUCAACCUAAAUCUGCAUAUUAAUCUCCACAUCAUGAUGAUAUACCUUGCUAUCAGUGUUUUGUGAUAAAUAAUAAUAAACAUUUGAUAUAGAGCCCUAUCUAGCUUAACUAAGCUUCUCUAAAGCGCUGUACAGUACAUAGAUGUACCAUUUAUACAAUCAAUACAAUUAGCAUAUACAUUAAUACAAUUUCAAUUUUGAGGAA
Messenger RNA from Mizuhopecten yessoensis (Yesso scallop), 2574 nucleotides. Its product is annotated as sodium-coupled neutral amino acid transporter 9-like. Gene Ontology annotation, molecular function: amino acid transmembrane transporter activity. NCBI's taxonomy places the organism in Eukaryota, Metazoa, Mollusca, Bivalvia, Pectinida, Pectinidae. The transcript is spliced from 15 exons. Gene Ontology annotation, biological process: amino acid transmembrane transport. The coding region runs from base 89 to 1777 and encodes 562 amino acids. The record is from RefSeq and is a predicted model, not a curated record.